AUGGACAUUGCAAAAAAGACUGGAACGAAUGACACCACCUCCCCUAUGCCCAGCUUCAACGAACGGGUGUGGCGGAGUCACCUCGAAGCGGGCGAAUCCUCAUCCAGCCUGGCCCUGACCUCCCUGUCGGCUCGGGAGGGCGACCGGCAGGCAGCGCUCGCAGGGGGCAGGGACUCCGCCCAGGACCUGAAUGCCGACACCCUGUGGGCCAAGAUCCAGGAGGAGGCCGCCGAGCUGUCAAAGUCCGAGCCCCUCAUCGCCAGCAAGCUGGGGAUGACGGUGGUGACGCACCCCAGCCUGUCCAAGUCGCUGGCGUUUCUGCUUUCCAACAAGCUGGCCAACGAGACGCUGCUGGGCACCCAGCUGGUGCACCUCUUCAUGGACGCCUACGCCGACGACGCGGGCCUGCUGGCGUCUGGCGUGGCAGACCUGCACGCCGUCAUGGAGCGCGACCCCGCCUGCGACACCUAUGUCCAGUGCCUGCUCUUCUACAAGGGCUUCCAGGCGGUGCAGAGCUACCGCCUGGGCCACUGGCUGUGGAAGAAGGGGCGGCACACCCUGGCCCUGGCCAUCCAGAGCCGCAUGGCCGAGGUGUUCACCGUGGACAUCCACCCCGCCGCCCGGCUGGGCCAGGGCCUCCUCUUCGACCACGCCACGGGCAUUGUCAUCGGCGAGACGGCGGUGGUGGGCGACAACGUGUCCAUGCUGCACCAUGUGACUCUGGGGGGGUCGGGGACGGGGCGCGGCAGACGGCACCCCACCAUAGGCAACGGGACGCUAUUGGGCGCCGGGGUCUCGGUCCUCGGGCCCAUCAUCGUGGGCGCCAACUGCAAGAUUGGGGCCGGCUCCGUCGUCCUCACAGACCUGCCGCCCUCCACUGUGGCAGUCGGCGUGCCGGCCAAGAUCAUUAAGCAGCUGGACUCCUCAGUGCUUCCCAGGGCAUCCAUGGAGCAGUAA
Auxenochlorella protothecoides is the source of this 957-nucleotide messenger RNA. Its product is annotated as Serine acetyltransferase 5. The transcript has 5 exons. The coding region runs from base 1 to 957 and encodes 318 amino acids. Gene Ontology annotation, molecular function: L-serine O-acetyltransferase activity. Lineage: Eukaryota; Viridiplantae; Chlorophyta; Trebouxiophyceae; Chlorellales; Chlorellaceae. Gene Ontology annotation, cellular component: cytoplasm; cytosol. The record is from RefSeq and is a predicted model, not a curated record.